Molecule: messenger RNA, 1473 nt
Organism: Hyaloscypha bicolor E
Lineage: Eukaryota; Fungi; Ascomycota; Leotiomycetes; Helotiales; Hyaloscyphaceae
Exons: 3
Coding region: 1-1473 (490 amino acids)
Molecular function (GO): GTP binding
Source: RefSeq, a predicted model, not a curated record
AUGGACGACAUGGACUCUGUAGUGGAUCAAUUGACUGAUCAAGCCCAGCGAUUCUCAGCUUUUACUGGUGUCACCAGACCUAAUCCAGGAGACAGGUUCUUUCUCGUUAUGGGCAUGACAGGAUCAGGCAAGAGCUCUUUUGUUGCUCGAUGCACAGGAAAGGAUGUUCGUAUUAGCCACGGGCUCUACUCAUGUACGGACUCCAUCGAUGUCUUCGACUUUAUGUGGAAUGGUCGACGUAUCUAUCUCGUUGAUACACCCGGCUUCAAUGACACGAAUCGCUCCGACAUCGAUACUUUGAUGAUACUCGCUACCUAUCUCGGCGCGUCAUACGCAAACGGCGUACGCAUUCACGGCUUAAUCAUGCUGCAUCCAAUAUCUGAUAAUCGCAUGUCAGGUUCGAGCCUGCGGAAUAUUGAAAUGAUGAAGGCCAUUUGUGGAUUCACAUUCUACGACAAUCUUGUCAUUGCCACGACGAUGUGGCCGGACACGCCUAGUCAAGCCGAAAUUACAACCCUUGAGAACCGAGAGGCCGAGCUGUUGUGCGACGACAAAUUUUUCGGCGCCGUAGUCGCUCAAAGGGCGAACGUAUUCCGUCACAAUGAGAGGGGUCGCAGGAACCCCUUCGAAGAGACAGCCUCGGCACAGCGCAUCGUGGCCUACCUCAUCCGCCAAUCGGACACGCACGCUCCAGAGGUGCUUCAACUGCAACGGGAGAUGGUCGGCCAAGGGAAGACAAUUGGCGAGACGGCGGCAGGCAUUGCCGUUACUGGGGACCUGUACAAAGUCCGUCAAGCUCAUGAGCGUCAGUUGCGAGAGCUAGAGGCUGAAAUGAAGAAUCGGCUGGCAAUGUCAGAUACCGCGCACGCCGCGGCGGUGCAAGAACUCAAGGCUGAUGUCGAGGGGAAGCUGAGGAAAGCCGAAGAAGACAAACAAGCCCUCGAGAAAUCAAUGCAAGAUAUGCACGAGGAUGAGGAGAGAGCUUGGAAGGAGAAACUCAGAGUGAUUGACCGACAGUUCCGCAAACUACUUGCAGCUAAGGAAGAUGAGCUACGUGAUAUGGAGGCGUCUCUCAGCGAGUUGCGUAAGGACAGAGCUAGAACGCCUCGAUACCGCUAUCGGAAACAAAAGGCAGAGCAUGAGGACGCAGAACAAGAGAGAUUGGUCAACGAGGCUCGAAGAGAAGUUUCCCUAGCUCGUGGUGCUUAUCAGAAGUUCUGCGCCGAGUUGGUGGGCAACAUUUUUAACGGAACAGCGAAUGGGCUAGCCGCAGGUAUAACGUCUGGCGUUAUCGCUGGAGGUAAGCCUGUCCUAGUUCUCCUCGUUUUGAAAUUACUGGUCAUUGGCGAUGAGAUUAGAGAUGCUAAUGCAACUCCAUUAUGCAGCUAUUUCCGCAGGACUCAUUUGUAUUAUAAUACUCGCGCCAGCCGGGUUGUUCCAACCACUGGGCCUAAUUCCUUAGAAGUUAGAUAA